AUGCCACUGCCUACUUCAUCGAUUUACGAGCCGACUUCGGCUGGCUUCACUGGCUUUCCUUCAAGGAGGAGUGUUGUUCAUAGCACGGAGGGUAUUGUUGCGGCGCCUCAACCUCAUGCUGCGAAUUGUGGUCUUGAGAUUUUGAGAGCCGGUGGUAAUGCAGCUGAUGCAGCUGUGGCAGUUGCCGCUGGCUUGAACGUCACAGAGCCUGUGUCCACCGGUAUCGGUGGCGACAUGUUCCUCCUCUACUUCGACGCCGCCACAAAGCAAGUCAAAAGUCUCAACGGCUCCGGCCGCUCAGGCUCAAAGCAGACCAUCGAGAACAUCCGCAAGAGCCUCAACAUUCCCGACGGCAAAGUCGGCGAAAUCCCAACUCAUCACGUUCACGCCGCUACUGUUCCUGGAGCAGCAGCCGGUUGGGUCGAUACCGUUGAGCGAUUUGGCAGUGGAAAAGUUAGCUUGAGCCAGAUCCUCGAACCAGCGAUCAAACUAGCUGAGAAUGGAUUCCCUCUUACUGAAAUCGCUUCUCAUUCUUGGCAAGCUCAAGAGAAGCUUCUCCGUGAUGCUUCGCCGAAUUUUGCAGAGAUGCUCAAGAAAGACGCCUCCGCGCAAGAUGGCGUGAGAGCACCCCGUCCAGGUGAGGUAUUCAAGAAUCCCACUCUCGCUCAAACAUUCAGAGCUUUGGCGAAGGAUGGUAAGAAGGGUUUUUACACCGGUCGCAUCGCAGAGGAGAUCGUAAAGGUCGUGCAAGACCUCGGAGGAUAUCUCGAACUAGACGACUUGAAGCAUCAUCUUGAAACCGGUACUCAAAACACGGAACCCAUCUCCGUUAAAUUCCGCGGCCAAGGCCUCACAGACAAAGACCCCAAUGGCGGUGUUGAGCUUUGGGAACAUCCCCCCAACGGCCAGGGGAUCGUCGCUCUCAUGGCGCUGGGUAUAAUCGAACAACUCGAGAAACAGGGAAAGAUUCCAAGAUUUACACCAGAGGAUCAUAACUCAACGGCCUACCUGCAUGCUAUUAUCGAAGCGCUGCGUCUUGGCUUCACAGAUGCAAGCUGGUAUGUCACCGACCCAGACACCACCAAAGUUCCCACCGCGGGCAUGAUCUCACCCUUAUACCUCGCCGAACGCGCCAAGAUCUUCUCUGCGUCAAAAGCCCACGACGGCGUGCAGCCUGGAAACCCUGAUUUCGUAUCCCCUGCUCUUCAAAGUAGCGAUACAGUUUACUUCACAGUUACUGACUCGGCUGGCAACGCUGCUUCGUUCAUCAACUCCAACUAUGCUGGUUUCGGAACGGCAAUCAUUCCCAAGGGCUGUGGCUUCACACUUCAGAACCGCGGAGCGAACUUUUCGCUGGAUGAGAAACAUCCUAAUAAGCUUGAGCCGAGAAAACGACCUUAUCACACGAUCAUUCCCGGCAUGGCUACGAAUAUCAGCGAUGGAUCUCUACACUCUACGUUUGGUGUAAUGGGCGGAUUCAAUCAACCCCAAGGAACGAUCCAAGUUCUACUUAACCAAGUUCUCUUCGGUCUGAAUCCUCAACAGGCUCUUGAUGCACCGCGAAUCUGCAUUGGCGCCGGUAUGCCAGACGAGGGCAACGUUUUGGACUGGACAGUUCAUGUGGAAGAGGGUAUUUCUGAAAAGACUGUCGAGGAAUUGAAGAAGCUGGGGCAUAAUGUUGUUGUGCUUAAGGGGUGGAAGAGGGCUAUGUUUGGGCGGGGACAGAUUAUCAGAUAUACUGUUGAUCCGGAUGGAACGCCGGUUUGGUCUGCUGGUAGUGAUCCUAGAGCUGAUGGUGCAGCAUAUCCUCAGUAA
Molecule: messenger RNA, 1815 nt
Organism: Fusarium tjaetaba
Lineage: Eukaryota; Fungi; Ascomycota; Sordariomycetes; Hypocreales; Nectriaceae
Product: gamma-glutamyltranspeptidase
Exons: 4
Coding region: 1-1815 (604 amino acids)
Source: RefSeq, a predicted model, not a curated record